AAACCUACAACCUGCUACUUCUGCGAAAUCAAAAGCGAAUCAAGCUUUACACUUGUAACCAUCGAAUCUAUCAAUUGAAUCUGUUGAUAUAUCCAUUCAAUGGAUGCCGAACCUGGAACUGGGCAUACGAACCGUAAGGUGCUAGAAGUUAUACCUGAAGUUAUAGAUCUGGAUUCUAUGGAGAUCGAGGAUAAGAUUGAAGAAAAGAGUGGUGACUACCUGCCAAUGUAUAUCCACAUUGGUGGUAGUUUUAAACACGACCGCGAUGGUAACCUUAGAUAUGUUGAUGGGGAGUGUGAUACAUGGCAAGUGAAUCCGGAGUUGUUAACAGUUUGGGAGUUUUAUGAGAAAGUUAGAAUUAGUAGAUAUGAUGUUGAUCUAGUGGAAGGUAUUUAUUAUCUUAAACCAAGCAAAUCACUGGAUGAUGGUUUAAAGCAAAUUAUUGGAGACGACACAGUUAGGGAAGUGUUGGAUGUGAUGAAGGGACAUGGUGAAGUUCAUAUAUAUGUGGAUCACAUCCCCAACUUUGCUGAAAUAGUUCCUGUAUCUCUUGUUUUAAUGUUCCCAGCACCUGGUGAUCCUUUAGAACUUGGUGGUGGGGUUUGUAGUGAUGCUGGUGGUGGGGUUUUUAGUGAUGCUGGUGGUGGGGUUUUAGUGAUGCUGGUGGAAGUAGGAUCAAUGAGGAUGAGGCAUUUCAUGAGGAAGGAGAAGUUGAAAGCUGCUUAUAAGCAUGCUGUACCUGUAACUGAAGGGAUGAAUCAGUGGGAUAAAACUGGAAUACCACCUGUUCAACCCCCACCAGCCAGGAAAAUGCCAAGAAGGCCAAAAGGGAAGAGGGUUUUGGAAGAAUGGGAAGGGCACACUAACAUGAGUCGAAAAGGGAGACAAAUGACCUAUCAAAAGUGUUUCCAAAAAGGACACAAUUCAAGAAAAUGCAAAGCACAAGGACCCACCACUGCCCCUCAACCUAAAAAUACCAAUGCAAGUGAAGAGCAAGUUCCUGUUGAAGAUUCCCAACAUCCCACAACAGUCACUGAAAAUUAUGAUUUUCGAAUUCCUUUGAGUCAAGUGGUGAACCCAACGCCUGUCAAUGAUCCAAUGUCUGUGCAGAAUCAGAAUGAAGAGAAUACCAAUCCAGCAACUGUCCAGCAACAAAAAAAUAGAGUUCAAAUACCUACAAAAAGGCAAAACAAAAAGGGCCGAAGGAGUUCAGCAUCAACAACUACGAAUCCCCCUACAGUUGCACCACAUGCCACUAUAGAAACUCCACAGCAACCUAAAAAAAGAGUGAAGACAACUGCAAAAGAACCACCAAGACAUAGGGCAAAAAGUGUUGGUAAUAGGUCAAACCAAUAAAAAAGGAAGUUGUUGCAAUAUGUUUGUUUGAUACUGGACAAUUGGUAGUAUAUUUUGCUUUGUGCUUGUGUUUGGCAAAUAAGAGACAGUUGAUUAG
Rubroshorea leprosula is the source of this 1453-nucleotide messenger RNA. NCBI's taxonomy places the organism in Eukaryota, Viridiplantae, Streptophyta, Magnoliopsida, Malvales, Dipterocarpaceae. The record is from the annotation of a GenBank genome assembly.